AUGUACGGGCUGCUGUGUGAGAGUCUUCAUGACUUCAUCAAGGAGUCAUACGGAGAUGAUGUAUGGAAGCUGGUCAGAGAGAGAGCAGAUGUCAGAUUGCACUCCUUUGUCACCCACCAGGUGUAUAGCGAGAGUGUGAUUCCCCGUAUUGCAAAAGCAGCCAGUGGAGUGACAGGCACGCCUUACAAUGAGCUGAUGAACUCCUGGGGUGUCUACUUCCUGGGCUUUGUAGGGAAGUAUGGCUAUGACAGGAUCCUCAAGGUUUUGGGCCGUCAUGUACGUGACUUUGUCAACGGCCUUGACAACCUCCAUGAAUACCUGCGCUUCAGCUACCCCAAGGUGCAGCCCCCAACCUUCUUCUGCCAGGAGGAGUCUGCCACUGGAGUCACCCUUCACUACAGGAGUAAGCGUAAAGGCUACCUGCACUACGCCAUGGGUCAGCUGAGGCAGAUGGGGAAACAGUUCUAUGACACUGACAUCCAUGUGGAGGUGCUGUCUGAGCAGAUGGUUGGAGACUAUUCCCAUGUCACCAUGAGACUGAACUUUGACAACUCUGCUUACCGCUACAUCAUGAAGGAGGAUGAGGAAGAGCAGGAGAUUUUGCCCAUUACUUCAGACUUCUUCUUUGAGGUCUUCCCCUUUAAUAUCGUCUUCAGACAGGACAUGGUGGUGCAUAAUGUCGGCUCAGGUCUGGCUACAGUCUUCCCUGAUCUGGAUGGGAAGAAGAUCAAUGAUGCCUUCUUGCUGGCUCGCCCCUUAGUGGAGUUCACCUGGAACAUGAUCAUCUCCCACCCGAACAAUCUGUUUGAGAUCAUGUCCAAGGAGCCUGUGAAGAGAGAGAGGAACCUUCACAACCGAGUCCAGAGUAAGAGUGGGAGCCAUGUAAACACUCGCAGGGGUGUGUGUCUGGUGGGCAAGGGCUCGCAGGCCUGUGAUUCCGACUAUGAAAAUGCCAGUCGCUCUGCUGACGUAGAUGUGGAGCUCAUGGCUUUCCAGUCCAUCAUUGGAGAUGAUUACAAAGACGGUAACAGCGCUAAUGCGAUGGAAAGCUGGGGCGAUGGGAGCCGCUGCCUGAAACUAAAAGGACAAAUGAGAUACAUGCCAGAGUGGGAGUCCAUCAUCUUCCUUGGAACUCCUGUGAUGGAGAGUCUGAGUGCUAUGUUUAAGACUGGCUUGUACAUCAAUGACCUGAGCAUGCACGACUCCAGCAGAGAUCUGGUUUUGGCGGGGACCCAGCAGUCAGAGGAGCUCAAGAGAGCUCUCAUACAGGAGCAAAAGAAGUCCAGUAAGCUGGAGGAGAGCAUGAAGAUGUUGGACUAUGAGAUGAAGAAGACUGAUGACCUUCUGUACAGGAUGAUUCCCAAGCCAGUGGCUAAAAGGCUGCGCAAAGGAGAGCCUGCUGUAAACACAUGUGAGGUGUUCCCAGAUGUGACCAUUCUCUUCAGUGAUGUAGUGGGGUUUACUCGCAUUUGCAGCCACAUCACUCCAAUGCAGGUGGUCUCCAUGCUCAACACCAUGUACACGCUGUUUGACACUCUCAGCGAGAAGCAUCGCGUCUUCAAGGUUGAGACAAUUGGAGAUGCCUACAUGGUGGUUGCUGGGGCUCCAGAGAAGACUAAGUACCACGCUCAUAAUAUUUGUGACAUGGCCCUAGACAUGGUGCGCUCCAUUGAUCACUUAAAAGACCCCUCCAACGGCAACAACAUACAGAUUCGUGUUGGGAUCCACUCUGGCAUGGUUGUGGCAGGCGUGGUGGGACAUAAGAUGCCACGUUACGGUCUGCAUGGUGACACAGUCCACACUGCAUCUGCCAUGGAGAGCAAUGGCAAGGAGAUGCACAUACAGCUCAGCAGUGCCACCUAUGAGCACCUGAAAGGAAGUCACUUCAUUUUCGAAAGGAGGGGCAUCAUUACCAUCAAGGGGAAUGUUGAAAUUGAGACUUACUGGCUGAAAGGAAAGAGGGACAAGGACGGGAAUGCUCAGGCAGCGUGUCCUCAGUUUGAGACUCAGACCAUCAGCAAGGCCAUCAGCAAGGCCACCAUCUCAGGCCCAGAGGCCACAGGGGAUGAGGAGGGACUGGUUUUUCCUCUGGUGGCAGGGGAGGACGAGGAUGAUGUCAAAUCUAUUCGCUCUCAUCGUAUCAAGAUGGAGAUUUCAGGCCAUUCUCUGGAGGAGUCGAUGGAGGAGUGCCGGGUAGAGGAGAUGUCUGUUCAUAAAUCCCACUAUAAGGAUGCUUUGCAGGACGGCCUCCAAGACUCUCACCUGGAACUGGAUUCACCAGAGUCUGACGGCAGAGACUCCAUCAUGGAGUCCCGUGACAGCUCCUGUGACUCCCACUGCUCCAAGAGUGCCAUGUGCUCCGUGUCAUGAAUAACGGCGCCCAAGCAGACGCUAGCCGACGAUAUAGCCAGUAAUAUAUUUGACUGUUUCUAAGCGCUUAAUGUAUAACUGACUCAAAGCACUGAAUGUUAGGCCCAAUGCCAGAUAGGAAUGCAGUUUUUGCUGUUAUUUUGCCUUUUUUGGAGGCACUCUUGUGGUGAUACCAUGGCAAUCUCUGAUGACAUGUUGUUUGUACAUGGACUAGACUGUAAUGCAUGAAAUCACUAGUGGCCUUGUGUGGUGGUACGUUGCACAGCAAAAUCAUCAGUGCUUAUUUAGCUCUGACAAUACAGAAAUCAGUCACAGCCAUCAGUGUUAAUUUUACACUUUGAUCAUUUUGAACAGCUGCCUUAGAGCUCCAUCAGCCCCAUGAGAGAA
Xiphias gladius (swordfish) is the source of this 2757-nucleotide messenger RNA. Its product is annotated as soluble guanylate cyclase 88E-like. The transcript is spliced from 18 exons. Lineage: Eukaryota; Metazoa; Chordata; Actinopteri; Istiophoriformes; Xiphiidae. Gene Ontology annotation, molecular function: guanylate cyclase activity; oxygen sensor activity; heme binding. Bases 1 to 2370 code for a protein of 789 amino acids. Gene Ontology annotation, biological process: response to oxygen levels; nitric oxide-cGMP-mediated signaling; cGMP biosynthetic process. Gene Ontology annotation, cellular component: guanylate cyclase complex, soluble. The record is from RefSeq and is a predicted model, not a curated record.